AUGAGAGGUACGAAACGCAUUGGGCGUUAUGAACUUGGAAAAACGCUCGGAUCCGGAAACUUCUCAAAGGUAAAGAUUGGCCGUGAUGUGGAAACUGGAAAAGAAUGGGCCAUUAAAAUUAUAGACAAGGAACAACUCGUGCGGGAGCGGAUGGAAGAGCAACUCAAACGAGAGAUUGCAGUAAUGAAGGUGUUGCGCCAACCGAAUGUUAUCGAGCUUCGAGAGGUUAUGCAAACAACCAACCACAUUUACAUUGUACUGGAACUCGUUACUGGUGGGGAGUUGUUUGAUAAAAUCGCAGCAGCAAAGCGUUUUGAUGAAAAUACUGCACGUCACUACUUCCAUCAACUCAUUGCAGGUGUUCACUAUUGUCAUAGCCAAGGUAUUGCCCACCGCGAUCUUAAGCCUGAAAACCUGCUGCUUGACUCGGAUGAUACACUGAAGAUAAGCGACUUUGGUCUCAGCCAUUUGCAUAAUGGAAAUGCAGGUGGACAAGGGACGAUGUUGCAAACCGUUUGCGGCACUCCAAAUUAUGUGGCUCCUGAAGUACUGAAGGAACGCGGCUACGACGGUGUGAUGGCUGAUGUGUGGAGCUGCGGUGUGGUGCUGUUUGUGAUGCUUGCGGGAUAUCUUCCUUUUGAUGACGAGAAUGUUAAUGCUCUCUUUACCAAAAUUGAGCGAGGGGAGUAUCGCAUGUCACGUCACUUUUCACCUAACGCUCGAAGUCUUAUUUCGCGCAUGCUAACCGUAGACCCGCGGCGUCGAAUAACAGUUGCGGAGAUUACCCAACAUCCAUGGUUUGUGGAAGGCGGGAACCAAACGGUGCCGAACACUCAUCAGGUGGUUCAUGUAUCGGAUGAAGAGGUGCAAAAUGCGGUACAAACCGUCUAG
Trypanosoma brucei brucei TREU927 is the source of this 891-nucleotide messenger RNA. It is a transcript of the gene Tb927.8.870, whose product is annotated as serine/threonine kinase, putative. NCBI's taxonomy places the organism in Eukaryota, Euglenozoa, Kinetoplastea, Trypanosomatida, Trypanosomatidae. Gene Ontology annotation, biological process: protein phosphorylation. The coding region runs from base 1 to 891 and encodes 296 amino acids. Gene Ontology annotation, molecular function: protein kinase activity; ATP binding. The transcript has a single exon. The record is from RefSeq and is a predicted model, not a curated record.